This is a messenger RNA of Tetrahymena thermophila SB210, 1404 nucleotides long. RefSeq lists its product as hypothetical. Lineage: Eukaryota; Ciliophora; Oligohymenophorea; Hymenostomatida; Tetrahymenidae. The record is from RefSeq and is a predicted model, not a curated record. The transcript has a single exon.
AUGAGCAUUAGUUAAAAUGAUUUAAAUUUUAUUGAUAGUUUUAGUUCUGAAAAUUGUAGUAAGUAUACUAAAGAAUAAAAAGAAGAUAACUCUCAUUUUACUGAAUAAAUAGAUAAACACAAUUAGAAAUAUCGCAUCAUGUAAUACUAUAAUGAUCAAAAAAAUUGUAAACUUAAGAAAAAGAAAUUAAUUCAAAAAGAUUAAGCUAAAAAUGUUGCUUAUGGGUAUAAAAGAAUAUUAAAAUUAACAACUUUGAACCUUAACGAAAAGCAAUAAUAAUUAGAGAAGUUCAUUUUUUAAGAGAUACCUUCCUAAAAAACAUUUUUUAUUGCUGGAGAUAUUUUAAUAGAAUUGAUAGGAACUAAUGACUUAGAAGCCUGCUCGGUCUUUAAUGAAUUUAGAAAUAUUGUUCAAGUUGAGAAGACUUCUAAUUCAUUAAGUUUUUAGCUUGAAAGUAUUUAACCUUUGUAGCAUAUAACUAGAAUUAUAUAUUAUUUAGAAGGAUCUUAAGAUUAGGAAUUGUAUGAAUUUGCUUAAAAUCUCAAAAAUCAUUAACAAACUAUAUUUUUAAUAAAUGAUUAAAUAGAAAAUCUAAAGUAGAACUAUCUAGUUAAUUCCCAAGAUUAUAAUUCGAUUUUACAGCUUAGAAAACAAUUUAUUGAAGAGGAGAAGAAAAAAUUUAUAUCAGAGAGAGUGUGUAUGGAUGAAUUUUGUUCAGUGGGAACUUUAACUAUUUCUUUUGAGAACAAUUCCUCUACUCUUUCUAGUAUGACAUUUGCCAGGCCGACGAUUGCUUUAGUUGGAGCAGAUGAUGAAGAACUUUCAAAACACUUUUUGAGAAAGGGAUUUAUAAAAUUUUUUAAUCAAAAUGCCCGAAAACGCAUCUUUACCAGUAGUAUGAUGUUUCAGAUGAUACAUGAAUAAGAAUAAGAAGUUUUAAUACCAGAUUUUUAGCUUACAACAAUUGAUGAUAUAAAAAUAUUUUGUGAAUGCAAGAUGAUGUCUAAAAAAAUAUGUUUCCCUCCUCAUUUAAAAUUUAAAGGAGAUGGUAUAAAUUUUAUAAAUGUAUUUGAUCAACUCUUCUACAUAAAAUAUAUGAUAACUCCUUAAAUUUUAUAAUAAGUUAUACAAAUAAGAGCAUAAUACUCAUAUGAAUCUCCAUAAAACUAAUUUUUUCCUAAAAAUUAUUAUUAUAACAAUGAUUUAGAAUUAGAGAACUUAAAUUAUGUAAUGGAAUGUUAAAUCUUUUUAGAAAAGCAUUAUAGGGAUAUGGUAUAACAAUUAUAAAAUGAAAAAAAUCUUAAAGAGUAAUAAUUAUAACAAUAAAUCUUGUUAAAUAAGUAGUAAAAAUAGAUGAAUUUGUAAUAACCAUGCAAAUUUAGAUAUAUUUCAUAAAAUUAAUGA